GCCUGCGGAAUCGCCUUUUGACCCCGGAUGUGCCUGCGCUGCGGGAGCUGUCACCGUGUCCGGCACCGGCGGCACAUCGCGAGUGGUGGAGCCGCCGAGGAGGGUCACGCAGCACAAUGCCAGCUCUGCCCCUGGACCAACUCCAGAUCACCCACAAAGACCUGAAGACAGGAAAGACGAGGACUUCACCAGCACUGCACCCCGAGCAGAAGGCAGACCGGUAUUUUGUGUUAUACAAACCGCCCCCUAAAGACAACAUUCCCGCCCUAGUGGAGGAGUACCUGGAACGCGCCAACUUCGUAGCCAAUGACCUCGACUGGCUCCUGGCCUUGCCUCACGAUAAAUUCUGGUGCCAGGUUAUCUUUGAUGAGACCCUGCAGAAGUGCCUGGACUCCUACCUGCGCUAUGUCCCCCGAAAGUUUGAUGAGUGGGAGGCCCCAACCCCUGAGGUUGCUGACAUGCAGAAGCACCUACACCGGAGUGUUUUCCUCACCUUCCUUCGCAUGUCCACCCACAAGGAAUCCAAAGAUCACUUCAUUUCUCCCUCUGCAUUUGGAGAUAUUCUCUACAAUAACUUCCUCUUUGACAUCCCAAAGAUCCUGGACCUCUGUGUGCUCUUUGGAAAAGGCAAUUCACUGCUACUCCAGAAAAUGAUAGGAAACAUCUUUAUCCAGCAGCCAAGUUACUAUAAUGACCUGGAUGAAACCAUCCCUACCAUUCUUCAGGUCUUCAGCAAUAUUCUCCAGCAUUGUGGCUUGCAAGGGGAUGGGCCCAGCACCACACCCCAGAAGCUUGAGGAGAGGAGUCGAUUGACCCCCAGCGAGAUGCCCCUCCUGGAAUUCAAGGACAUUGUUCUCUACCUGUGUGAUACCUGCACUACACUCUGGGCCUUUCUGGAUAUCUUCCCUUUGGCUUGCCAGACCUUCCAAAAACAUGACUUCUGUUACAGGCUAGCUUCCUUUUAUGAAGUGGCAAUUCCUGAAAUGGAGUCUGCAGUCAAGAAGAGGAGACCUGAAGACAGCAAGCUGCUGGGCGACAUGUGGCAGAGGCUCUCCCAUUCCAAGAAGAAGCUAAUGGAGGUGUUUCACAUCAUCCUGAACCAAAUCUGCCUCCUUCCCAUCCUAGAGAGCAGCUGUGACAACAUUCAGGGCUUCAUUGAAGAGUUCCUUCAGAUCUUCAGCUCCUUGCUGCAGGAGAAGAGGUUCCUCCGGGACUAUGACACACUCUUCCCUGUGGCUGAAGAUAUCAGCUUGCUGCAGCAGGCCUCGUCAGUCUUGGACGAGACUCGAACUGCCUAUAUCCUACAAGCUGUGGAAAGUGCGUGGGAAGGUAUGGACAGACAGAGAGUCAAGGACAUUAAAAACCCAUCCAGGACCAAGGAUCCUAAUAACAGAGUCACAAUGACAGCAGAGCUAGUCAGUGAAAUGCCGUCAGGCAUGGAAAACUCGGAGGAGGAUGAGGAGUGCAUGGGCGCAGCAGCUGCCCUGGGCCCUACUGUGUGUGGUGUGGAGCUGGACUCACUCAUCUCCCAAGUGAAGGACCUACUGCCAGACCUUGGGGAAGGCUUCAUCCUGGCCUGCCUGGAACACUACAGCUACGACUCAGAGCAGGUGAUCAACAACAUACUGGAGGAGCGGCUGGCCCCCACCCUCAGCCAGCUGGACCGCAGCCUAGACAGACAAGUGAAGCCGGACCCCACACCCCUGCUGACAUCUCGUCACAACGUCUUCCAGAAUGAUGAAUUUGAUGUGUUCAGCAGGGACUCAGUGGACCUGAGCCGAGUACACAAGGGGAGAAGGAAGGGAGAGAAUGUGCGGAGCCUGGUGAAUGACAAGCGGGCGGUGGUGGAGCAGCGGCAGCGCUACGAGCAGUACAGUGUGGUCGUGGAAGAGGUCCCACUGCAGCCAGGGGAGUACCGAAUCGAUGAUUACGAGGAUGAGUAUGAUGACACGUAUGAUGGCAACCAGGUGGGCGCCAAUGAUGCAGACUCAGAUGAUGAACUCAUCAGCCGCAGGCCCUUCACCAUCCCCCAGGUGUUGAGAACCAAAAUGCCUGGAGAAGGGCUGGAGGAAGAAGAUGAAGAGGAGGAGGAGGCUGAAGAUGAGGCCCCCAAGCUGGAUCAUUUCAUACAGGAUCCUGCAGUGCUGAGGGAGAAGGCUGAAGCCAGGCGCAUGGCCUUCCUCGCCAGGAAGGGAUACCGGCAUGACAGCUCCACAGCAGUGGCAGGCAACCCCCGAAGCCACGGGCAAAGCCGAGAAACAACCCAGGAGCGCAGGAAGAAAGAAGCCAACAAGGCGGCCAGAGCCAAUCACAGCCGCAGAACCAUGGCUGACCGAAAGAGAAACAAAGGCAUGAUCCCAUCCUAAAGCCACAAAGCUGCUGGGCAAGGGAGGCUCCUCCAGGCAGCUCUGUCCUCAGCAGCUCAACUCUAUGGUCCCAAGGAAGGCUGCUACCACACCUUGUCCACCAGCCAGCCAUGAGCGCCUUUGUGUUAAACACACAGUGCCUUAUCCUUCAGUGGAGGAACCCAGUGCCAUCAAGCAGGCUUCUCCCCCAGCUGUGUUGACCAGAAAGGAUGGAGAGAAAGAUCCAAGACAUCCCCCAUCUUAUGCAGCAAGACACCAGUUCACUUAAUCCCAGGAUAGCAGAAGACCUGUAUAUUCAGAACCAACAAAAGGCCCAUGAAUAAAACUUGUGACCCUUCCAACAGUGA
Nannospalax galili (Upper Galilee mountains blind mole rat) is the source of this 2713-nucleotide messenger RNA. RefSeq names its product activating signal cointegrator 1 complex subunit 2 (gene Ascc2). Bases 117 to 2366 code for a protein of 749 amino acids. Gene Ontology annotation, biological process: regulation of DNA-templated transcription. The record is from RefSeq and is a predicted model, not a curated record. Lineage: Eukaryota; Metazoa; Chordata; Mammalia; Rodentia; Spalacidae. Gene Ontology annotation, molecular function: ubiquitin binding. The transcript is spliced from 20 exons.